GUUGCAAUAGCCUACUCAAGGUAUUGGAAGUAUACUGGGGUGCCUUGGUAGCCUACAUUUGAAUAUCCACCCAUUGCAGUGAAUCAUGACUUAUGAAUCCUCAUGAGUGACAGUAAUGUUAUUUACAUUCACUUCCACAGACAGGAGGAGAUCUCAAGGAGCAGAUGAUCUAAUGACUUAACUGACAUUUUCCACUUUCUCAUUCCAAUGCUUCUGCCACCAGACAUUUCAUUGGUCAAGGAAACCAUACAACUUGUACACAGGGAGAGACAGUAAAGUACAUUGAAUUAUAAUUGGCGGAGUACAGAGACUUUGAGAAUGUAAAAGAUUCCUCUCCAGUCUCUUUCAUUGAUGAAACGAAUGCUUGUGAUCUGUAUUAAUAGAGCAGACCUAUGUGAAGGAUGUAUGCUCUAUCCAUGCUGUUCAUCAGAGAAAAUCCCCUGGCUGGAAAAGUCUACAGUGGGCUCUGGCUGGCCAUGCAGCUCCAUACCAUCGGCAGUGGUUCGGGCGCGUCUGCAGGAGCGUGGUGUGGUAGUCCGGGAUGUGAAGCUGAACGGUUCAGCAGCCAGCUAUGUGCUCCACCAGGACACCGGCCUGGGCUACAAGGACCUGGACCUUAUCUUUGGCCUAAACCUGACUGAUGACAAGACCUUUCGUGUGGUCAAAGAUGUGGUCCUGGACAGCCUGGUGGACUUCCUACCUCCGGGGCUCAGUCGUGUCUCGCCCAUGACCCUCAAAGAGGCCUACGUCCAGAAGCUGGUGAAGGUGUGCAACGACACAGACCGCUGGAGCCUGAUCUCCCUCUCCAACAACACGGGGAAGAACGUGGAGCUGAAGUUUGUGGACUCUCUGCGUAGGCAGUUUGAGUUCAGCGUGGACUCGUUCCAGAUCGGUCUGGACUCACUGCUGCUGUUCGACCGCUGCUCAGAGACGGCCAUGUCCAUGUCUGAGAGCUUCCACCCCACCGUGGUCGGAGAGAGCAUGUAUGGGGACUUCCAGGAGGCCCUGGGACACCUCCGCACCAGGACCAUAGCCACGCACAGCCCUGAGGAGAUCCGGGGCGGAGGACUGCUGAAGUACUGCCACCUGCUAGUGCGGGGGUUUAAACCGGACUCAGAGGCUCAUAUGAAGCUGCUGCAACGCUACAUGUGCUCUCGUUUCUUCAUCGACUUCCCAGACAUUGGCGAGCAGCAGCGUAAGCUGGAAGCGUAUCUCCAGAACCACUUCAACGGCAUGGAGGACAAGCGCUAUGACUGCCUGGUGACGCUGCGGCAUGUGGUGGACGAGAGCACCGUGUGCCUGAUGGGCCAUGAGCGCCGCCAGACGCUGGCACUGAUCUCAGCGCUGGCGCUACGGGCCAUGGCAGAGCAGAACGCCAUCCCGGCCCUGGCUAAUAUCACAUGUUACUACCAGCCGGCGCCUUACGUCAGGGACGUCAACUUCAGUAACUACUACAUAGCGCGGGUCCAGUCGCCCAUGGGUAGCUCUUAUAGUAACUCUUACCACAGAACAUGGCUUCCUUGCAGCUGAGUGAUGUGGAUCUGUGUAAGAGGACUGUGUUGUAUGUUUUGUUUUUUGAGCUUCUAGUUUCUCUGUUUUAGUCUCAAAUGGUACACUAUUCCCUAUAUAGUGCAGUACUUUACAUGACCAGGAAAAUAUAUAGGGAAUAGGGUGCCAUUUGAGACACACCUCUGUCUCAUGGUAACGUGAGCUGAGCAGUUUGAUAGAGUGCUUUGCUCAGUCCACCUGUAGCAAAAUGGCUUCUUGUGGGAGACUUGAGGACAAAGUCCAAUGAGGACCAAAAAAAAGGAAACAUUUGUAUUGAAUUGUAUAUUUUUGCCAAAUCUUCAACUGCAACCAUUCCCACUAAGUUAUAUCAAUGAAUACUGCUGUAAAUCUGAUUUGAGACGUUGUUAUGAUGUUUUGUUAGCUUUUUUUUCUGAAGCGUUGGCUUCUUUGAUAUAUGUUUGGUGAAGACUGGUGGUAUAUUUUGAUUUUUAGAAAACGGUUGAAAUGUGAUGGAAUAACUUUUCAGCUUCCCAGUCGCGAUGAGGGACUUUAAGUGUAUUUGGAUCCAUAAAAGGAAAUAUAAGAAACCGGAAAUCUGAAUUCUGUUCUGACUGUGGUUUCAACUGAUCUUUUCAUUUGAAGAUGUAAGGACCAAAUAAUACAAUUUUUGUGUAGCGUGAAGAAAACAAAACAGACUUUUGUGAUUCUAAGUGCCUGAAAUACCAAUCAACAUCUUAAAGUAGCUUACUUUGUAAAUGAAAUAACUGUUUUUGGAUCUUUUUCACCCAGGUUACUGUACAUUUCUCGAUCCAGGGUCAGGGUAUUUCUUUUUCAAAUAAUAAAAAAAGAUACAAAAUGGAAA
Oncorhynchus keta (chum salmon) is the source of this 2371-nucleotide messenger RNA. RefSeq names its product terminal nucleotidyltransferase 5A-like. The coding region runs from base 352 to 1530 and encodes 392 amino acids. Gene Ontology annotation, molecular function: RNA binding; poly(A) RNA polymerase activity. The transcript has 2 exons. Lineage: Eukaryota; Metazoa; Chordata; Actinopteri; Salmoniformes; Salmonidae. Gene Ontology annotation, biological process: mRNA stabilization. The record is from RefSeq and is a predicted model, not a curated record.